GUGACUUUAGCAGUAACUAAGACAACAGCUGCUCCCGCUCAGAGACACAGGGAUGAGUCAGCCGUGAAGCCCUUCCCAAACACUAACGUUCACACGGACAACACCUCACAGUUGCUCCAGAUCCUCCGGUUGCUCCGAACACUAUCAACAAUCGGGAUGCAAAUGACUCCGGUCCAGUCCUGACUUCCAGGUGUUGGAGCUCCUCCUCUAUUGUCAGGGAGGGACACAAAGGAGAGGAACAGCCUAGAGGAGUUUGUAAUGAGUCUGGGUGCAGGUUGAGAUCAUCUGUGGGAGGUGAGGUGAAAACAACAGUUUUUAAGCUUUGACUAAACUCAAAAUGACCAGAAGAGGCUGAGCGAACUCAGUACCCAACUUUGGAUUUAGUUUCCAGGUGUUUCUGUCAGUGACAGAAAAGGAAUAUUUGCCAAAAGGAAAGCUUUUUCCUGAAAGGAUUCCGGAGUUCUUAGGUGAUCAUGGCGUCUUCCUUGAAAACGUUUCUUUUGGUCGCCCUCUUCUCUGCCUCUCUGGUCUGUUUAUCCCAGUCGUCCAACAGCAGCUCGAUCCGCCCUUCGUCCAACACCUCUUCCUCAAAUAAUACCUACCUAAAGGGUGUACGAGGCUGCGGUGCCAAACUAGAUCCGAUAUACAGGUACCUGUGCGACCGUCGGGCAGCGUGGGGGAUCGUGCUGGAGGCUCUGGCCUCCACGGGCUUCCUCUUCAGCGCAGGCCUCCUCUUCGGCCUGUUGGUCUGGUUCCUGUGCUGGUCGUCCUGGCGUCACUCGGGAUGCGACUUCGGGGGGACGGUCUUCUGCAUAUCGCUGUUCCUGCUGGCCGUAGCCGGGCUCUUCGCCACCACCUUCUCCUUCAUAAUUGAGUUAACGCCCCUGACCUGCCCCACCAGGAUCUUCCUCUUCAGCGUCCUCUUCUCGCUGGCCUUCUCCUGCCUGCUGGCCCGCUGCUUGGCCAUGCUGGGUUUCGCUGCGGCCCGUGGGUGGAGCGAGGCCGCCUUGGCUUUGGGGCUCUUCGCAGUGCAGGUCAUCAUCUCCACUCAGUGGCUGAUCGUCGUGCUGGUCCGGGACAAGAAGCCAUGCGAGUACAGCCAGGCGGAGUUCGCCAUGCUGCAGAUCUAUGUGCUGUGCCUGCUGCUCAUCAGCUUGAUCGUGUCCUUCCACAUCCUGUGCCCCUCCUGCUCCAUGGACAGCUACAGCUACAUGGGGCCCACCAACCAGAAGUCGAGGGUGCAUGCAACACUGAUCUGCAUCACCCUGGUCCUGUCCGCCUCCAUCUGGGUGGUGUGGAUCGCCAUGCUAACUAGAGGAAACGCCGAGAUAGGCCGCCGACCCACCUGGGACGACCCCGUGCUGAGCAUCGCCCUGGUGGCCAACGGCUGGGUCUUACUGAUAGGACACGGACUGGUUCAGGUGGCCUUCUUCUGCAGUGGAGAGGCAAACACCACUGCCAUGCCGCUAAAUUUUGGGGGCUGGACGAGCCCCAACGCUGACAAUGCACGACCGGGGAGCCAGAACGGAGGGAGGGAAAAUGGAAGCCACGAGACUGAGAGCAACAUCAGCAAAGGCAGAACCGAUCCCAAACUGCGAUCCCCCUACGAGUCCGGCUUCUCCAUGGAGGAGAUCGACCCUGCCAAAGACUACACCAUUCCUCGCCCUCAGACCACCAACUACACCGAGCCUUACGAUUAAGAGAAGCCGAGGCAGCCGGACGACCUUCAGGGUGAAAGUGGAGAACUGUAAAUAUCAUAAUGUAUAUAGUGGAGGGCACAGGAGGAUGGAGCCCCCCCAUCAUGGAGACUGGGCAGCUCUUUCUCCUCUGAUGGGGAAUCUGCGUGAAAGCUGGAAGCCAGCGUGUCAGGCGCCACGGGCUGCUGGGAGACGCUUCAUAAUGGCCCCGGAGUGGUAAAGGAGAUGUAAGGAGAUGUGAAACUGUCACUGUGGAGGUGUCAAGCUGCUGAGGAGCGCAGGAGGGGGGGGCACUGACAACACCACCGCACAGGAAGGCUGUCAGCUCUGUAUGACGGCUUGCUUCUUCACUGGUUUUUAUCUGAAGAGGGUCUGCUGGUGGGAAAAUAAUCCACUGAAGGACUUCAGGAAAGCACAAAAAAUGUUUUUUGCUUGUAAAUUGUUUGCAUCAAUAAAAAUGGAUCUGAAGAAGCUCUAAAUGUGUCUUUUGAGCUCAGAAAAAUGGAACAGAAAGUGUUGCAGUUUCACCACCAGAUGGCAAUGUUGAGUCAGUCUGUAAAGGCUGGAAGGAAGUCUCCCAGUCUGACAAACUGAUCCGACUUCCACCAACACACUCAAAAAUCUA
Messenger RNA from Oryzias melastigma (Indian medaka), 2322 nucleotides. RefSeq names its product G-protein coupled receptor family C group 5 member D. The record is from RefSeq and is a predicted model, not a curated record. NCBI's taxonomy places the organism in Eukaryota, Metazoa, Chordata, Actinopteri, Beloniformes, Adrianichthyidae. Gene Ontology annotation, cellular component: intracellular membrane-bounded organelle; extracellular exosome; plasma membrane. Gene Ontology annotation, molecular function: sevenless binding; G protein-coupled receptor activity; protein kinase activator activity. The transcript is spliced from 4 exons. Gene Ontology annotation, biological process: G protein-coupled receptor signaling pathway; visual perception. The coding region runs from base 474 to 1700 and encodes 408 amino acids.